Molecule: messenger RNA, 1329 nt
Organism: Nerophis lumbriciformis (worm pipefish)
Lineage: Eukaryota; Metazoa; Chordata; Actinopteri; Syngnathiformes; Syngnathidae
Source: RefSeq, a predicted model, not a curated record
AUGAUGGAAAAGAAAAAAGCAAGCGCUCCCACUGACCGCGGAAACAUUGUGGCCGUUAUCAUCUUCAUGCUGGGCUUGGGGACGCUGCUUCCCUGGAACUUCUUCAUCACAGCUUCCCAGUACUUCAAGCAGCGCCUAAACCAGACGACUGGGACGACGGUCAAGGAGUACAAAUAUGACAGCUGGAUGACAUUGCUUUCCCAGCUGCCCUUGUUACUCUUCACGUUGCUCAACUCCUUCGUCUAUCAAUGGGUUCGGGAAAGCGUACGCGUGGGCUCAAGCCUGGUGGCCAUCUUACUACUCUUCUCGCUGACGGCCACCCUGGUGAAAGUAGACAUGUCUCCUGACACCUUCUUCUCUGUCACAAUGGCGACCAUUUGGUUCAUCAACAUGUGCAGCGCGGUUUUGCAGGGCAGCCUGUUUGGGAUGGUGGGCUUACUGCCGGCUCGCUACAGCACCCUGUUUAUGAGUGGCCAGGGGCUGGCCGGAAUUUUCGCUGCCGUCGCCAUGCUCCUUUCCAUAUUAAGUAACACGGACCCGAAGUCUGCAGCAUUAGGCUACUUUAUCACGCCGUGUGUGGCCACGCUGGGAACGUUGGUGUGCUACAUGCUGCUGCCUCACCUGAAAUUUGCACGUUUCCACCUGCGACGAAACGCAAACGAUGACGAGGAGAAGGGGAAUGUGCUCCUUUCGAUCAAAGACACCACUGUAACCACACCGAACGGAAAACACUUGGAUGCUGAUAGGACAUUCAUUAGCGAGCCGGAGGAGCGAUCAUCCGUCCUGGUUGUCUUGAAGAAGAUCUGGCCAAUGGCUGCUUGCAUCACGUGCAUCUUUGCCAUCACGCUGUCUGUGUUUCCUGUGGUGACUUUACGUGUGGAGACUGUCUACAAGAACACCAAAUGGGACGAAGUUUUUACACCCGUUUGCUGCUUUGUGGUUUUUAACGUCAUGGAUUUGGUUGGCCGUGGCACCCCCUACCUCGCACAGUGGCCGCCCAGACACAGCCGUCUUUUCCCUUGUGUCGUGGCACUCCGUGUGGUCUUCAUUCCACUUUUCAUGAUGUGCAACAUUCCAACCACCAAGCUGAGGUUAAUCCGCCACGAUGCCGCCUUUGCUACCAUUGUAGCGGUUUUCGCCUUCUCCAAUGGAUACCUGGCCAGCCUCUGCAUGGCCUACGCGCCGCAGAUGGUCUCACACAGAGAUUACGAGACAGCCGGUUCGCUUAUGACCUUCUUCCUGGUUCUGGGUUUGGCACUGGGUGCAUCACUCUCCUUCCUGCUGGAAGAGUUCCUGUUGACAAAACCAGGCACAAAUUACGGCACAUGA